AAAACUAGUUGUGAACAACAAUAUGUGCGUAUAUAUUGCAUUAUUGAGACAUGUUUGACAAAGUAACAUGUGAGGCAGCACGUGACGACACGAUUUAUGUUAGAACGUAAAAUAUUCACUAAGUUGAUUGGUUGAAACAGUUCGUUCAAACGAACCGUUUGAAAGAACCGAUUCGCCAAAAUGAACUACGACUUUCCAUCGCUGGACAAGUAAACCAGCUCGUACACAUCAGAGACUACACAACGACAAUGAAGUUUCAUGAAGUUAUCUCAGUGAGAACGACUUAAAUCCGUUGGACUUUAACUAGCCUGUAUUUUCGCACUUUGUCGAGCUUUUUAUGUGCUGAAACGGGUAAAGUUCGAGCGUGUUUGUGCCGGGCGCAAGUGAACAGGAAUGUGAAGCUGGCUUCAACAAGAAACCUCAAAUGUUUUUGCAACUGAAGCAGAAAGACUGCGAUGUCUGGAAGAUGUAACUGUAUGUCCUUACGGCAGUCGUACAAAACUAAAGAUUUCAGGUCGCAGGUAUGUUUAAUUAUGCGGUUUCACCGUUUGACAUCGACAGAGUUUAGCGUUUACAGCUGUGGAGUCGAUCGGCUUGUUCAGACAUGCUAACCGACGCCGUUUCGCCUGAGGAAAAUGCGUUUAGAGCUCAAAAAUGAAAGAAACCCCAUUGCCACAGUAAUGUCUUUUUGUUUUUAAUUUUAUUUAAAAAUUAAAUUCUCUUCCUGUCAUUGAGUGACUUAAACGGGUGUGGCCGUAGGUUGUUUUCUGGUUGAUUAGUUCUAAUACAAACACGCCUUAAUACAGGUCUGUUGAGGUGUCAUUGUUUAGAUGCCUACUUAUACUUAUAUGUCGUCUUAAAGGCACACUAACGUAUGUUUUUGACUUUUUAAACCCAUACCUUUAGAUUUAGAGAUAGCUGUACUUAUCAAUGCUUUAUACCAUAGUUAUUAAUGUGUAAUUAUCAAUUACAUUAGCUUUUACCCCCUCAUACUGACACUUUAAUACAUAGUUAAUGUUAUAGCAUUUUAAUUUCCUCUUUUGAGCAUUUUAUAGUAAUACUGCCAUUAUGACCGCAGUCGUAGGGCGAGUUUGGGGGUGGGUCAGUCCUGUGAAUCUGUACUCGUCCUGGGGCAGUCAAACCAAACCUGAGAAACCCCCAACAACGGACAUUCAGACUAAAAGCAGAUGGGGGUUAUGGGGACUCACAGGCUGGGUUUGGCGGGGCGAAAACAGCAAAAAGGACCAAAAGACAAUCACUGAGGAAUUCUGGGAGACCCAGGAGACUUUAAAGCCUUUGGAAGUCGAAGAGCUGAGAGCUGAUGUUGAGAUCGACGAACCGGCAGUUCAAAGCUCACGCUGGUAUAGUCGAAUGCUCCCGUCCAGAUACUUUUUUUGGCCCCGCUGGUCGUCAUCCACCACGCUCCACCAGCGUAAAUGUGCUGGGUGGAAUGAAGGUACAUGGGACAGCGAUGAAGUCGACGGGCAGUCGGAUUACGGGACGCCCCCGCCGUCUCCCACCCCGCUGUCCCAGCAGCAAUCAGCAUUCCAGUUCUUCUCUCGCUCGUGGACGGGCCAAAUUGUGCCUGAACAUUACGAUAUUUGCUUUAAUUUUCUUCGCCACCUCUUUGACUUGUUUGUUGUGGGCUUUCUGACUACCGUAUCACCUCCAACCAAGUUUAUUUUGGAUGUGGUGGGGGUGCAGGGGACCCUGAAGUUGUGGCUCCACGGGAUGGCCAUGUUUCUAGUGUCGUCUGUUGGGAUGGCCGGACUGCUGUGGGUUGUUCAGGAGUACCUGUUGCACUUUGCAGUGAUCUAUGGUAUCGUGCAAGCGAUGGUCAUCUCUGUCAGCGUACGCCAGAGCGAAGCUUUGGCAGAGGGGGAUGAUGGGAAAGGCGACGGAGGGGUCAAAGAGGGUGAGGAGGAACAGGCCGACACAUGGGAGCAAAAUGAGCCACAGCAGACAGCUGACGAAAGCAAGAAAGGAGUUAAACAAAGGAGCUGAAGUCGUGCAAAAAGUGUAUUUUGGGUUGUCGACAUGCUGAUAGUCCAGGAUCUUUCAUUGAGAAUUUGACUUCACUUCACCAUUGACCACCAACAACUCCCAAGCGACUGAAGAGAAACCUAAAUGUACCAGCACCUCUUUCCCUCCACCAAUAGAAGUUUUUGCUUACUUUAAAAUGUACUUUUAAUUUUCCCAAAAACAUUUUUGAUGUAUAGCACACCAGCAGAAAGAAGUGGAUGAAUAAACACUAGAAUCUACAGCCCCAGCGAUAAAGCAACAUCUGCCAUCUACAGACCUGAAGAAGCAUAUACAGAACGGAGGAACCAGCGAUUAUUGAUUGUCAGGGAUUUUUAAUGAAAUACUGUGUGAUUCUGAAGGCUGAACCAGUUCAACGACAAGUUGUUUGUACUUGUACUUUUAUAUGAUGAUUAACAGCUUUGCGACUCUACGCUGUAUGUACCGCACAUCUGCAUGUGUCACUUUAUUCAUAGCUCGAUGUUGCCUCUGGAUUGUUCAUAACUGCAAUGUGCGCUCUUCUGUUUAAUGGGUAGAGUCCAUUAUAUCGCCCAUCCUUAAUUCAGUCCAUUAGUCCAGUCACAGGCCAUCUUAGUGAACUUUUCGAGUGCAAUUAUAAAGGAACUGGAUGCAGUGAUAAACCACUUAUUGCAUACAACAAACCUGUGCAUUACAUGUUCCGUACUUAUUUUAUUUUUCUUCCUUAUGUUUUGGGUUACAUCAUUAGAACCACUCUGUGUUUGACAUAUAUUUAUGUAUGCUUCAUUACAGCAUUAACUGCAUGAUUUUAAAUGUGUUGUCAGUCUUACUUCAUUUAUAUUUCAGUUGAUUAUCUUAUCUUUUGUGCCUCACAAUAUCUGGCACUUUGGCCAGUUCACAGGGAGGUAUGGGUAAAGACGUUAGAAGUAAGUUUGCACAAUUGCGUACUGACAGCUUGAUAUCCAAUGCUUUGUUGCACGUGUCUCGCGCUUGCAAGAACAGCUUUCUCUUCCUGAAUGUGUUUCACAAAUAGCGUUUUACCUAUGCAUGAUACUAUAGUACAAUGAAAACUGACAUUUCUUAUGUUAUGAAUGAUUUUUUUUCUUUGUGGUACUGGUUUGUAAAUUUCUAGGUUGUUCAGUUAUUUAAGCAUUAAAAUGUAGCGCUAGAAUUGUUGGUUUAUGACAGCCUUGAGCAAUGCAAGAGAAUACGUGUAACCUUUGAAGGUUCUUUCUAAUGUGUUUUUCCAUUUUUGUAAGCCCUGAGUCCUUUGAAGUGCGGGCCACUGCUGAAAAAAAAAGACAGCUGUGAAUAGAAAUGUCUGCUGUAGGGUGAAAUGCAUUGCAGCUCAAGGAUGGAUGUAUCUAGGAUGUGAGAUCUACAUCUACAGUUCUUAAGUGCUGCACACUGAGUCUUUAAUAGUCAUUACAACUAUAAUAAACUUCCU
This is a messenger RNA of Labeo rohita (rohu), 3445 nucleotides long. It is a transcript of the gene c19h6orf47, whose product is annotated as chromosome 19 C6orf47 homolog. NCBI's taxonomy places the organism in Eukaryota, Metazoa, Chordata, Actinopteri, Cypriniformes, Cyprinidae. The record is from RefSeq and is a predicted model, not a curated record. The transcript is spliced from 2 exons. Bases 1069 to 2004 code for a protein of 311 amino acids.